Molecule: messenger RNA, 1236 nt
Organism: Acanthosepion pharaonis
Lineage: Eukaryota; Metazoa; Mollusca; Cephalopoda; Sepiida; Sepiidae
Source: the annotation of a GenBank genome assembly
AUGUCAAGAGUUGUUCGUCUCGUUUGUUCAAAGAUGGCACGUCUUUCCUUCUUUCUCUUUCUUUCAUUCAUUCAUUCUUUCUUUUGUUCUUUCUCUCAUUUCAUUCUUUCCAUCUUACUUUUAUUCAGUCAUUCUUUAUCUCACAUUUUCUUUUUUUCUUUCUUCAUUUCAUUCUUUCCUUCUUUCUUUCCUUCUUUCUUUAAUCCAUUCUUUAUUUCCCUUUCUUUCUUACUUUCUUACUUUCUUUCUUUCUUUUUCUUUCUGCCUGCAUUUCAUUAUUUUAUUCUUUCGUUCUUCCAUUUUUUCUUUCUUUACUGCGUUCAUUCUAUCUUUCUCUCUCUUGAUAUGUGCAGUCAGAAACGAUUACUAGAAAUAUCCAGAUAUGCUUUUUCAAAAUUCCUCCUGUCCAACUCUUUCUUCUUCUUCUUCUUCUUCUUCUUCUUCUUCUUCUUCUUCUUCUUCUUUUCCUUCCCUUCUCCUCCUCCUCCUCCCCUCUCCUUCUUCUUCUUUUACUUCCGUUUCUUCUUCUCUUCUCUCUUCUCUCCCCUCCCCUUCUUUUUCUCCUCCUCCUCUUCUUCUUCUUCUUUUUCCUUCUCCUCCUCCCCCUUUCUUCUUCUUCUUUUUACUUCCGUUUCUUCUUCUCUUCUCCUCCCCUCCUUCUUCUUCUCCCCUCUUCUUCUUCUUCCGUUUCUUCUUCUCUUUUCCUUCUCCUCCCCUCCCUUCUUCUUCUUCUCCUCCUCCUCCUCUUCUUCUUCUUCCGUUUCUUCUUCUCUUUCCUUCUCCUCCUCCCCUUUUCUUCUUCUUUUUUACUUCCGUUUCUUCUUCUUUUUUCCUUCUCCUCCCCUCCUUCUUCUUCUCCCCCUCUUCUUCUUCUUCCGUUUCUUCUUCUCUUUUCCUUCUCCUCCCCUCCCCUUCUUCUUCUUCUCCUCCUCCUCCUCCUUCUUAUCUUCUUCCGUUUCUUCUUCUCUUUUCCUUCUCCUCCUCCUCCUCCUUCUCCCCUCUUCUUCUUUUUUUACUUCCGUUUCUGCUUCUUUUUCCUUCUCCUCCUCCCCUUCUUCUUCUCCUCCUCCUCUUCUUCUUCUUUUACUUCCGUUUAUUCUUCUCUUUUCCUUCUCCUCCCCCUCCGCUUCUUCUUCUCCUCCUCCUCCUCCUCUUCUUCUUCUUCUUCUUCUAUCACUAGUUCAAAAUAUCUCACCUUUCCUCUUCAUAUCUAUCUAUCUAUCUAUCUAUCUAUAA